AUGGAUUUUGUGGAUUCCUUUAAUUUAGAUUCAGCACACGCAAAAUGUAAUCGUGUACGGUCAUGGUACUUGUACGAACAGUACAGAUCGUUGGAGAAGAAUCAACUCGACGCUGCUCAGAGAUUGAAGGAUAAAUCCUAUCAAGAUAAGAUAUUGAGACAGGAACUGAGCGAGAGGCGAGCACGGCGCAGGCUCUGCGAUCAAUUUGGAUUUUGUCAGAGUGAAUCUAGGCUAGACAAAAGCAUACGAAGUAUGCCAUCCAAUGCAUUUUUAGGUGACGACGAACUUUUUGAGAGUUUUUGUGAACUUCGCGACGAAUAUGAAUUGGCAAACUACGAAGAUACUAAUAGCCACAAUUCAGAAACAAGUAAAGAAUUUGAAGAUUUCAAAAGUACUGAGGCAACAAUAACUUUCAGACCUGAUGCUAAUAAUGGUGUUAAAAUUCUCAAAGUUGAUAAAGUGGAUGACAAUAUUAAAGAUGAAUUGGAGAUUGUGAAGAAGAAUAUUGCUGAAAAUAUUACCUUACAACUGGAAACUGUUAAAGAGAACAUAGAAUGCUUGCAAAAAUACGCUAAACUUGAAGAUGACGAGGAAAUACCAGAUGCAGACAUUACAGUGAUUAGUCCUUUGAAAACCAAUGUUGAUACGCUUAAUAACGAAUUGAAGAAAGAUCAUGAAAAUAGCGUUAUAAAGAUGUGGUCAAAGUUUGUCGAUUUCGCUUACAAAAUCAUUCUAUUAAAUCGUGGUAACUGUUACUACAACUACAGUUCACAACUUCUCACAGCUGUGUUGGCGUGCGAUGUUCUUUUUCGUGGAGUCAGCAAGAUAUGUAAUAUUUUGCAGCCUUACGUUUCACCAAUUAAGUAUGCUGCUAGUGAUUCAGAUACCUCUUUGAGAAGUAAUAAAAGAACGAAGCGAAAAAAAUCAGUUAAUCAAGAAUUUUUUUGUAAACCUAGUUGCAAUAACAAGCUUUUUUCAGCUGAUAAAAAUAAAGAAAAAAAGAGAAAUCUUGAUAGAAAAUACCACUCGGAAAAUAAUUGGUAUAGCUGUUGUAGAAAUUGUUAUGAAAACUAUAUUGAUAAAAUAAAGUAUCGUGGUACAAGUGAACCUCUUAAUCGCACUAAUAAUUUUACAAGCGGAAAGAAAUACACCGACAAAUUUUAUAAUAAAUGGCCGGCAAGAUCUGUCAGGGGCAAAUUUUCGGAAAACAAAUGUAAAUGUGGUUGUCUUAGAAACGCUGUAAAUCCUAUAAUACAACUCGCUCAUUAUAUUGACAGAUUAAUCCAGGACAUUGAAGAAAUAAACUAAUAAACCAA
Molecule: messenger RNA, 1316 nt
Organism: Melitaea cinxia (Glanville fritillary)
Lineage: Eukaryota; Metazoa; Arthropoda; Insecta; Lepidoptera; Nymphalidae
Exons: 5
Coding region: 1-1308 (435 amino acids)
Source: RefSeq, a predicted model, not a curated record